AUGUCAGAGAUAGACCCCCUAGAUGAGUUUCUCCUGCCACAGGAUGCCGAACGGAGUAUUAUCAAGAAUGACCCAUUGAUUAGUGGCGGUCCAAUUCCACUGGAAUCCCCAAGCAGAAAGCUCACAUCUUUACUCUCCUAUGAUCCAACAAUCCCCGAGUCACCAGAUAUGAAGUUUGCUCGCAAACGGCUUGGAAAUCUUCUCACUACUAUAAAGCAUCAUCCAUCUGAAAUAAUUGGCGUUCUUCCGGAAGAUUAUACUCGUGGUGAAGAGGAAUCUAGCCGUCAAGGUCGGCCUCCGGGUCGUCCACGUAAAAUGAUGCGUCAUGAAUCUUCUACUUCUCUUUUGGAUUCACCUCGUAAAACCAUGACUCGUGACUCUAAAAUAAUGUUCGAACUACGAGGAAAACCGUUCGAAAUGGUCGCUGGAAGAUUCGAAGAAGAGUAUUCAUUAGGCAGAGCGUGGGUGAAAGGACAUAUGAACAACGACUAUGUACCAAUUAACACGAAACGGACAGAAUUUGCACCAAAUUUGGCUGUGGAUUAUCUGGCUUGUAGAGAAAUUCAUAGAAUGCCACGUCCAGAUGAAAAUGUCCCCGAAUUGCCAGUCAUCCCAACAAAAAUCGACAAAUUUGAUGAUCAAGUCGAUCCGAGAUACCUGUCUGACUUGAAAACGGAAUAUAUUCGCCACUGGAAAGAAGUCAAGAAAGGAUGGUGUGCUCAUCAACGUGAGCGUAACGCUCGUUACGCAAAAAGUAUUCAACUCAUCGAGAAAGUCUUCCAGCCUCCAGAUAUGAGAAACGCAGAUUCAUCGAUGGGGCUCAUGUGA
Caenorhabditis remanei is the source of this 828-nucleotide messenger RNA. RefSeq lists its product as uncharacterized. The record is from RefSeq and is a predicted model, not a curated record. Bases 1 to 828 code for a protein of 275 amino acids. The transcript is spliced from 5 exons. Gene Ontology annotation, cellular component: Myb complex; transcription repressor complex. NCBI's taxonomy places the organism in Eukaryota, Metazoa, Nematoda, Chromadorea, Rhabditida, Rhabditidae. Gene Ontology annotation, biological process: negative regulation of transcription by RNA polymerase II.